Molecule: messenger RNA, 1557 nt
Organism: Eucalyptus grandis
Lineage: Eukaryota; Viridiplantae; Streptophyta; Magnoliopsida; Myrtales; Myrtaceae
Exons: 10
Coding region: 261-1202 (313 amino acids)
Source: RefSeq, a predicted model, not a curated record
CACCAUAUCUCCGCCACACACAGCGAUUGUCCACCGAAAAGCUUCGGUUCGACAGAGAAGCUCUUCUGCGAUAGCCGAGAGUCGAAGCUCUCGAAGGCGAGUCCUCAGAGUAAUGUCAUUGCUCACACAUGAGUUAGGGCAUCAUGCUUCAAGUGACAAACCACCUCUAUCCUUUAUGAUUCUUUUAUAUUUGGUGUCCUCGAAAGAAAAAUUUUGUUGCAAAUGCAGCCAGUCACAAAUAUCUUCAGAGUUUGGUAUACAUGUACGACUGUUGUUUUGAGAAUAAUAUAAGGGGUAGCUGUGCAAUGGAGAUGAGCAUUGCAAGAUGUUGUCUUGACAAGCAAGUGUUCCAGCUUUCAUCAAAAGCAAGAACAUCUGAUUGGGAGUCUACUAAGAUAAUUCCACAUACUGUGAUCUCUAUUUCUCAAAUGGCCAAUCAGAGUACAUCAUAUAGUCCUGAAUCUUCUCUUAAGAUGUGCCAUAAGCACCUUAAGCAGUGGAGGACCUUUUCAACUCCUGUUAGCAUAGAGGAAUCAUUUCCAUUUCAGUCAGGUCAUGAUUUUACUGAUGAAGAGGAUUCUCCUGAAGACUCCCCAGAGAACGUUCUUUCCAAACCAUUGAGUAAUGAAGAGUUAAAAGCACUGCUUGCUGACACAGAAAGAGAUAGACUUAUCAGAAAACUUAGUGAGGCCAAUCAACAAAACCGCUUCCUCAAACGACAGCUGCAUGUGAAGGAAGAUGCAUUGGUUACCUUCAAAACAGAACUAGCAGUUAUGGAACUUGAAGUACAGGCUUUGGUUGCACUAGCAGAAGAAAUUGCUAAAUCAGAAAUCCCUGUAGGGACAAGGAAGAUUAAUGGGAAGUACAUCCAGUCUCACCUUCUUUCACGGUUAGAAGCAAUUCAUAAAAAGUUGAAAGAAAAGAUGAAGGAUGUUGAUGCUGCACGGUCCAAGGAAGUCCCUUUGUUUUGGUAUGGCAUGGCUGAGAGUGUGCAAGUGAUGGGCACAUUUGAUGGUUGGAGUCAAGGAGAGCAUUUGUCUCCAGAAUACACGGGUUCCUUCACAAAGUUCUCGACAACCUUGAUGCUUCGACCUGGAAGGUAUGAGAUCAAGUUCUUGGUAGAUGGGGAAUGGCACGUAUCUCCAGAAUUGCCAACCGUCGGCGAGGGGCUAACCAAAAAUAACUUGCUAAUAGUUGAAUAGCAUGGGGAAUGCAUCUUCAGGCAUUUUGAAACAUGGCACAGAGCUGCAGGUCCUGACAAAUGGAAAGGGAAAAAAAGAGAGAGGAACUAUACUAUCUCUAUAACCAGUUUCGAUGCACGUUGUUUUCUAGAGUAUCGUGCCUUUCAUUUGUCUAUAAUGGACACCACAUUUUCUGACUUCUUGUGGACGUUGAUGUGUCUUAAGUCUCUCUUUUCUGCUGUAAACUGGGGCCGGGCCCUUGUUUACACCUUCAAUAUUAACCUUUUCAUCGUAAAUAUAAUCUGGGGGAUAAAAAGCUCGAGAGAGAGAGAGAGAGAGAGACUGUCUCUGCAAUGAAAUAGAAAAUCCUUUUGCA